AGCAGCGCAUCGCCGCCGCAUCUGAGCAUCACAGUCAAGUCAUCAUGUCUUACGGAAUGAUGGACAGCAGUCACUCGCAGUCACAGCCGAGAGAUUUCAACAACCUCACGCAGACAUGCAGCUCAAACAUCCAGAAAAUCACUCAAAACACUGGCCAAAUCAAGAGCAUGCUGUUCCAACUUGGUACGAGACCAGACACACCUGAACUUCAGGACAGACUCCAGCAAGUGCAGCACUACACAAACCAGUUAGCAAAAGAGACCAAUAGGCAUCUGAAAGACCUGGGCACUUUACCACAGCCACAAUCCCCUUCAGAACAACGUCAGCAGCGGAUUCAGAAAGACCGGCUGAUGAAUGACUUCUCAGCUGCUCUCAACAACUUCCAAGUGGUCCAACGGCGAGCUGCGGAGAGGGAGCGGGAAUCAGUUGCGAGGGCACGAGCUGGAUCCAGAUUCCAGGUGGAUGAGCUCAAUCAAGAUGAACAGCUUGUGACAUUUGAAAAGAAUGAAGGCUGGAGAAUGCAGACAGAAGAGGAGCCUGUCACAGAAGAGGACCUUGAGCUUAUUAAAGAAAGAGAGACCAAUAUCCGUCAGCUGGAGUCAGACAUUAUGGAUGUGAAUCAAAUCUUCAAGGACCUUGCUGUAAUGAUCCAUGACCAGGGUGACAUGAUAGAUAGCAUUGAAGCCAAUGUGGAGAGUGCAGAGGUGCAUGUGGAACGAGGGGCCGAACAGCUCCAGCAUGCAGCAUAUUAUCAGAGAAAAUCCCGCAAGAGGAUGUGCAUUCUGGCUCUUGUCCUGUCGCUAGUGGCCACCAUCUUUGCCAUCAUUAUUUGGCAAGCAAUCAGAUAAGAUGAGAGCAGAAUCUGACCAACGCUGAGGAUCCAACUGCAGUGUGAGUGAAUGACGUUUAUGUGUGUGUUUAUUGUGUGUGUGCAUGUGCAGGCACAUAUUUAAGACAAAUGAACUUGAAUUUCUGUAGGAAUGGCUCAUAAAAUCUUUUUGACCAAUAUCAUCUCUUCUUAUCUGUGCCAUUUCUUAAGCUGCUUGAUUGCACUUUAUUUUAAAAUAUUAGAAGGGUACUCACUAGGGUUGGGCCGAUAGACGAUGCCAUCAUCCAUCGCCGAUGGUCGAUAGACAACAUGAUGCUGAGCCGGCAUCGUCGAUUUUCCGCCCCGCCCCUGUCACAACUCAGGCCCGCACACUCAGGCCCCGUUUACACUGAUACGUCUUAGUUUUAUAAAUGGCAAUUUAGAACGAAAAUGAUCCACAUACACACUGUUUUACCUGGCAUUUCUGAACAGCCCUCCAUUUACUGAAAACGCACACCACGUGACCACACACACUGUCAUGCACUCGUCUGAGCUCCAAAGAGCAGUGCAAGUCAGACAGUUUAUCAAGGAUGUACCGCUGGAUCGCGUCUCACUUUAGAUGUUAAACGUGUUAUUUAAUUCAUCUUGUCUCUAUCCAGGGCUUUACAUUAACACCCGCCAACCCGACAAAUGCAAGUAAGACAGACACUCCCGCUAGCCACUUUGGCUGGUUGAAAAUAAUUUUCCCAGAUAAUAAUUCUUAAGGGCAAGGUUCGACAAUAAGGAUGGUCCAAUAUGCAUGCAAAGGCGAUCUUAGAAUUGAGAAGCAACACAACUGACAAACAUAAUUGAGUUCGCAACUUCGUGCGAGCAAACAGCUGUUUAUAAC
Danio aesculapii is the source of this 1697-nucleotide messenger RNA. It is a transcript of the gene stx12l, whose product is annotated as syntaxin 12, like. The transcript is spliced from 10 exons. Lineage: Eukaryota; Metazoa; Chordata; Actinopteri; Cypriniformes; Danionidae. Gene Ontology annotation, cellular component: synaptic vesicle; SNARE complex; endomembrane system. The record is from RefSeq and is a predicted model, not a curated record. Gene Ontology annotation, molecular function: SNAP receptor activity; SNARE binding. Gene Ontology annotation, biological process: vesicle-mediated transport; intracellular protein transport; vesicle fusion. Bases 45 to 848 code for a protein of 267 amino acids.